Tribolium castaneum (red flour beetle) is the source of this 1103-nucleotide messenger RNA. RefSeq names its product eukaryotic translation initiation factor 4E homologous protein (gene eIF4EHP). The transcript has 4 exons. The record is from RefSeq and is a predicted model, not a curated record. Gene Ontology annotation, biological process: translational initiation. Bases 290 to 991 code for a protein of 233 amino acids. NCBI's taxonomy places the organism in Eukaryota, Metazoa, Arthropoda, Insecta, Coleoptera, Tenebrionidae. Gene Ontology annotation, molecular function: translation initiation factor activity; RNA 7-methylguanosine cap binding. Gene Ontology annotation, cellular component: cytoplasm; eukaryotic translation initiation factor 4F complex.
GUAUUCAAACCACCAACCUAACCACGCCAUACAGUUAAAUAAAAUUUAUGUUUUCGUGCCCUUUAUUGGUAAACUGUGUAAUUCAAAUUUUUGCCGAACAUUUCACACGUAAUUGAUUUCCGUGUUGUUCAAGUUCGUCACUUUAAAUCCUCUCAACAUUUAUGAAACGUCAAAGAAAAAGUGGCACCCCUGCCAAACAAGGUUAACAAAAAGUGUCAGUUACUUAUACGACUCCAGCUUUGAAAAAAGUGAUUUAAAGCUAUAGAAAAGUUCUGUGAUAAUUAAUUUGAUGGUAUAUAACGUAAAUAACCCCCCUACAGCCGGCACCAUGUCAAACAAAUACGAACCCUUGAAACACCACGCGGAAAACUCGGACAGUGGCAGUGGUGACGACGAAGUGGGGCCCUACAUCAGUGACUUAGGGGCUAUUGAGUAUCCUCCCGGUGAACAUCGAUUACAACAUCCGUACUGUUUGUGGUUCUCAAAGAGGCCGUCACAGGUGCAGGGCUCACAGGGGUAUAGCCAGGCGUUGCGACUGGUAGGACAGGUGGGCACCGUGGAGCAAUGGUGGGCCCUUUACACGCACAUUGUCCGCCUCCAAGACAUACCGGCCCACCGCGACCUGCAUCUCUUCAAAAAGGGCAUCAAGCCCAUGUGGGAGGACGCCGCCAAUAAAAAGGGCGGCAAAUGGGUGAUCCGGCUACGGAAGGAGCAAGCAGGUCGCGCGUGGGAAAACCUUUGUAUGGCAAUGCUCGGCGAACAGUUUAUGGCCGGAAACGAGAUCUGCGGGGUGGUUGUCUCUACCAGGUAUCAGGAGUACCUUUUGAGUAUAUGGAACAGGACAGCAGCGGAUCAAGCAACGACAGCAAGAAUUAGGGAUGCGCUCAAAAGACUGCUUAAUAUUCCGGCGAGUGCCACCAUGGAGUACAAAACACACAACGACUGUCUUAAGGCGUCGAAAAAUAUACCGAAUAAUGCACUAAAGAGUUGAUGUCAGGGAGGAAGGAGUUAGGACUGGUUGUUUUAUGAAUUGACGACGUUAUAUUCAGAUUAUUGAAUUGUCAACGUGUUUGAGUCUGAGUUGUAUAAAAUUCUAAAAGUUG